ACGAGACGAUCUGAUUCGAUUUUCAAUGUGGAAAAGGGAACAAACACAGGCUUUCAUCGAAUUGGUUAGAAAAUGCACACGUCCACCAAGAAAUGCAAUAUUGUAGAGCAUGUAGCUAUUCUCUGUUCACAUGGUUUUGUCUUUCGCUAAAAUUAGUGUGGCGUUUUGAUCGGCGAUAGCAGCUUUUGUUUUGACUUGGGAUAUUCCCAUAACAUAUUUUUUACGUUUAAAUGUUGAACCCAUGAACUCUGUGACCCCAAGAAUAAUGGAAUAUUGAAGAUUGUAGUGGAGAAGUCUAGUCCUAAGAAAUUAAUCAAGACACUAGGUUAUCUUUUAUUAAAUUGAGCGCAGAAUAACAAUAACAAAUAUUGCAAAUAGUGUCAUAGACUGUUUUAGGAUAGAGUGUACAAAAAAAAGCCUACAGUUCGUGUCAUGUGUACAAUUCAUUUAUUGCGCACAGACAAUAGCUUACUCGCAUUUAUUUAUCCACACAUCAACACUGUAUGCCAACUGCAGAAAGAAAAUGUGCCUGAAAAAGUUUAAUAACAAAAUGUAUCUAAUUGUCAUCACCGAAAUCCACGUUAAAAUGCAGAAGUUCCUCUGUCUUGCUGCUGCUGCCAGGCUGUGGUCACUGCACUAUUGAGCACAGCAUCAUCGCGCGCUCAGACACACGCGGGCAUCCUACGAGCUGGAGUUCCGAGAGCACUCUGGCGGGUUCGUUUUGUGUCCUUAUGAUAUCUUAUCGUUGUCUUUUGUUUAGUUUUUACACGGAAAGAAAACCAUUCUGUGGUUGGUGGUUUCGGUUGCCUGCCGCAAAAUUGGAGUACUUUUGGGUUGGAAUGUUUUACGCAUGAAGUCAGCUGGAUGUGUUCCGAAUGUCGGACCUCAUGCCCCGAUGUUUUCAAUGGAUUUGAAUAGAUUGGAAUAAAAGCACGAAGUUUUUUUUCUAGACGUUCUAUCAAUUCCAUUGUAACAAGGCAUCGCACGGAUAGAUACGCAAUGAUCUUCGUCACUCUUUAUGUCGUUCUGCCUCUUUUAGAUGUUUUGUAUGCCCAGGAGAAUGCUCUUUCUGGUCCCAACCGCCUCGAUUGUGUCAAGGCGAGUGAGCAGUGUAUGAAGGAGCAAGGAUGCAGUACCAAGUAUCGGACAAUGAGACAGUGCGUUGCUGGAGGGAAGGAGAGAAACUUUAGCAUGGUGGCUGGACUGGAGGCGCAGGACGAAUGUCGGAGUGCCAUAGACGCAGUCAAGCAGAGCCCCCUGUACAACUGCAGGUGUAAAAGGGGCAUGAAGAAAGAGAAGAACUGCCUUCGCAUCUAUUGGGGAAUCUAUCAGACUUUGCAAGGGAACGAUUUCCUGGAGGACUCCCCUUACGAGACCAUGAAUAGCCGGCUGUCUGACAUGUUCCGACUGGCUCCCAUUAUUUCAGGCGAGCCCGCGGUGACGAGGGAAAACAACUGUCUGAACGCAGCCAAGGCCUGCAACCUGAACGACACCUGUAAGAAGUACCGUUCAGCCUACAUCAGCCCCUGCACCAGCCGUGUCUCCACUGCGGAGGUCUGCAACAAGCGCAAGUGCCACAAGGCCCUGCGGCAGUUCUUUGACAAGGUGCCACCCAAGCACAGCUACGGGAUGCUGUUCUGUUCCUGUCCAGCCGGCGAUCAGUCGGCCUGCUCCGAGCGCCGGCGCCAAACCAUUGUACCAGUCUGUUCCUAUGAGGACAAGGAAAAGCCCAACUGUCUCUCCUUGCAGGCCUCUUGCAAGACCAACUACAUCUGCAGGUCCCGUCUGGCUGAUUUCUUUGCCAACUGCCAGUCUGAGCCACGCUCUCUCUCUGGCUGUCUUAAGGAGAACUACGCUGACUGCCUGCUCUCCUACUCUGGCCUUAUCGGUACAGUGAUGACACCCAACUACCUGCGUUCUCCUAAGAUCAGUGUUGUUCCCUACUGUGACUGCAGCAGCAGUGGCAAUGGCAAGGAGGAGUGUGACAAAUUCACAGAGUUCUUCACAGACAACACCUGCCUCCGCAAAGCCAUCCACGCGUUUGGGAACGGGACAGACGUGGGAGUGUGGCAGCCCAUGCCUCCGGUGCAGACCACCACCUCCACCACCACUCCUUCCCAGAAGGCUAAGGACCGCUCCCCCAACUCACUGGAUGCUGCCACAAACACCAACCAUCUCAACACAGGAGAUGAGUCCCUCUACCACUUCUGUGGCAGCUUGCAGGCACAGAAACUGAAGUCUAACAUCUCAAUUGAUGGGGUGCUUUGUGUGGACCCACAGAUCGACGACCCCGGUAUAUCCAACUCCAUCUCCAGGAAUUCAGCCGGGCUGCCGUCAUCUCAGGCACACCUAUACUCACUGCUGCUCCUGCUGGCCGUGCUGCUACACUGCACCCUGGCAGCGCUCGACCCCGCAGCAGUCUUGUAGCCAUGCUGCAUUUCAAAAACAUGGACAGACUCAAUUUGUAUAAAGAAGAAAUUAUAUUCUCUGUUCCCAGUACACCUGUUGUAUUUUUCUUUCCCUUCUCUCUGAUUCCUUUUUUAAUUCUAGUUUGAAGAAGCAUUACGUUGAAGUGUGCUAAAGUGAUCUCAGUGUAACUCAGUUUUGCUCUGUUUUCUCUCGUUUUUGUUUAUGAAGGGAAAAGCUUCUAUGUCGGUCACUGGGCUAUCAUGAGAAUGCAUUGCUACAUUCAAAUACACAAUGGCUGGUGGCUUUUGGGCAGUUCCUGGUACGAGUCCGUCACAUGGGAUCUAUUGUAUUAAUAAUGGUAUUGUCAUUAAGCAGGCGCUUUUAUCCAAGUGAGUUUGUGUGUUGAGGCUGAGGCAAAAAUUCCCCAUCACUUUGAUCGCAAUGGUUUACAUGAGGUAGGCAGCUUUUUCAAUAUUUCUCUUCUGUGGUGUGCGUGUGUGUUUUGAUAUGGUGUCUGCCAUCCUUUCACAUUUGAGAAGAAAGAAUUUGAAGAUGUGGAUGGAGUUAUGUUGGCACAGAGCUCAGACAGUAUAGAUGGCUAGACCACAAAAUCUUGGCUUUAGAACCUGGCUAAAGAACCCCGUAUUCUGUUGGGUGCCACGUUUGUGUCACCAACUCAGCCUGCUGCAGCAAAACACACAUAUUAAAAGCUCACGUUGACAUUGUAGCUCAGGCUCAUACACGCAUGCAAAAAGCACACGCGCAAAGACCAGUACACACAUACAGUACACACUCACACCCACAUGUAAAGGCUCCCUAAAAUGUACAUGGAGCUAUUUGAGUGAAGGGUUGGGUGAUAUGGUGAUUGUACAUGGUGGAAUUGGACAUUGUUUUGGUCUUUCAAAGUAGUUUGACAUAUUUUCUCUAUACUGGAUGAAAGGGAGGAAUGGAUGUAGGGUUUCUGGUAGACACAUUCCUACCUGAAUGAGUAUGUGAGCGCUGGACUCUUGAAUGCUCUUGUAAGCAUCGUAAAGAGCUGUGGAGCUCUUGGCAACAGUCGUACAGAUGAUGACUUUAAGAAUUGUAUCAGCUCACGAGAGAUGAUGAUGAUGAUCAAAGCUUUGUUGUGUACACGUACUGUAAUUACACACAAUCAUUCAAUAGGCUAGCAUACAUCUGCUCAAUGUGUUGUCAUAUUGCCUUCCCAAUAAAACGAUCAAUCUUAUUGGAGCGAAGGCUUAUAAAUAACGAUUGGCAUCUGAGUCCAGCUGACGCAGAACAUGUAUGUAUAUUGUAGCAUUUUGUAUGUCUCCUGAGAAUCGCUGAGAAAGUAUCAAACUUGUAACAUAAUCAUAUUUAACUCUCAAAUGAAAUGUGCAAAUAAAAAGAUACAUUUGAAGUAAUAAUUUGCUCAUGUGGACCACCCAACACACAGUCACCUCACACUUACAUGUGGCAUGUGCAGCAAAUUACUUUAGCCUUCGGACAUUUUAAAGCAUUUAUGACAUGCUGCUUGGGUUCGUGUGGCUUUUCAAAACAUAAUAUAUAUUACAUGUUAUUUACUGGGCAUUAAAAUUAUAUAUGUAUGUACUUGAUUGAAACAGUAAUUGGACUAGAGAUGUCUGAUUGUAAUCUUCUAUUCAGGAGCACCGUGAGCAAUUUGAUCAGAUUCAGAUUCCCUAUAAAAUACAUCAAAUUAAACAAUAGCAUUUUUGUUUAACAGCAAGCAAUAUAUUUGCCACAAUACGUAUAAAGUAACUCAUGUAAAUGAAGAUAUCAAUGUGGCUCUCCUAUUGUUUUUCCUGAGCAAACAAAUAUUCAACCAAUUUUAUCAGAUUCAGAUUCCCUGAAAAAUACAUCAAAUUAAACAAUAGCAUUUUUGUUUUACAACAAGCUACGUACUUGCCCACAAACAUAUGAAGGAACUAAUGUAAAUGAAGAUAUCAAUGUAGCUCUCCUAUUGUAUUUCCUAAACAAACAAAUAUUCUACCACAGUUACAUUUAUGCUGUUGCCUAAAUAUAUUGUUUUUUGGUAAAUACCCUGUUAUUUUUCUGUCUUUUACUAUUUUGGCCUUAAUUUAUUAAACUGCUACAUCCUGCACAAGUAAGGAGCAUAUAGGACCGUACACAGAGGUUAAAGUUCAUAAUAUCGCAUGGUUGAUAGGAAAUGCAAUAAAGGAUAUAGACUAUCAUUUGAUCUAUGGGAUCCGAGGCAGCUGGGUGGUUUAACACAUUGGUAUCUGCAGUUAGAUUGCUGAUAUUUCACAGAGACAGAGGAUGAAUGUGUUGGAAUCUGUGGGGGAGGGAGGAUAACGAGCCCACUAAGUGGCAGGUGAAGACAUAAAAUACCCCAGGAGUAUUUGUAUUCAUCUGCAUCACAUUGGUUGUUUAACUAAAUGAAAACGAACUGCAAUGUUUAUACUGAUUGGAAACAAACAAUCCCUCAGCUAUCCACGUUACUUAUAGCCUUUGAAAAUGUACAAUCUAUUGUAUAAAAUGAUAAUUAAAAUGUUGACUCAUCCAA
This is a messenger RNA of Oncorhynchus nerka (sockeye salmon), 4933 nucleotides long. It is a transcript of the gene gfra1a, whose product is annotated as gdnf family receptor alpha 1a. Bases 1000 to 2427 code for a protein of 475 amino acids. Gene Ontology annotation, molecular function: signaling receptor activity. Gene Ontology annotation, cellular component: external side of plasma membrane; signaling receptor complex. Lineage: Eukaryota; Metazoa; Chordata; Actinopteri; Salmoniformes; Salmonidae. Gene Ontology annotation, biological process: nervous system development. The transcript has 9 exons. The record is from RefSeq and is a predicted model, not a curated record.